Blepharisma stoltei is the source of this 2073-nucleotide messenger RNA. Lineage: Eukaryota; Ciliophora; Heterotrichea; Heterotrichida; Blepharismidae. The record is from the annotation of a GenBank genome assembly.
AUGGAAACUAACUGGUUUGAAAUUUAUGAUAAGGAAUCUUCUGAUAAGACUUUUGAAGCUGUCAACUAUAUGAAUUACUCUGAGCCGAUUUCAGAAAACGAAAAAAUAAUCUCGAAUAGCUCUUCUCCUUUGGAAGGAAUAAUCCAAGAUUCUUUGGUAAGUUAAGUGUUAUGAGGUUAUAAGCGGACAGACCACUAGUCUGCCAAUCUGGCGUAUAACUACCUAACCUAAGAUUAGCUCCCUAGAUUAGAGCUGUCUCUUGUAGAUCCAAUAAGCAAAGACUAUGAGGGAGGCAUAACCUCUUUAGUCCAUCUGGCAAGCACAGGGAAAACCUUCGGGGGAGAAACAAAAACUUCUCACUUCUGCAUCCCAAACCGAAGGCCUACAUUAAAAAGUGACAGGGGCACUAUUUUCAGCUUCAUCUUGACGGGUCCUGCCUUCUCUAUAGGGAGUGCACCUCAGAGUCCAUCUUCCAUCAACGUCACCAUUAUUUUCUUCUUUCUUUGUUAAGGAUUUGAAGAAUUAUAUAUUCUUCGUAUUGCCAAGAUGCAGAAAGGGAAAUGCCUACAUUAAUUGCAGCUUAUAUAGAAAGUGAACUAAAGUAUGCAAAAGAUGUAUGAAUUUUAGAAAAUCUCGGAAAGCGGCUUAUUAGCAAUUUGAAGAGGCUGAGAGGGUUUACGAUAUGGCUGAAUAAAAAUGAGAAGGAUAAAAAGCAUAUAAUAAGGCAGUAUAUUGAAAGGUCUCUUUCGCUAGUUUUGAAGCAUUCUUUUAAAUAUCAUGAUAGUUGGACUCUUAAGCUUAAACAAAUUUUAAAGGAAGUUAUAUGAAAUAGUAGAUUAAUUGCUUAUUAACAAAUGGAAAAUGGAGAUUUAUGAUAUUUAGUAUCAAAAUAAUGGGUAUUAAUUAUAAAUAAAGUGAUAAGUUAUACAUCUUUGUGAAGAAAAAAAAUCCUCACAAGAUAGAUUUGAAAAGCGAUCAGGGACCACUCCUUCCUUACUAAAUCUUGAAGGAAGAGGCAAUGAGUCUGAAGCCAACCUUAAGAGGACCAUAACAGCUUUAGAAGAGUCGGCGUCUCCAGUAUAUAUUGAGAUUCCUUCUUUUAAUAAAAAACCGCCUCGACCUAAAAUAACUCAAAAUGGGACUCAAAGAUCAGAAACAAGCAUAUCUUCAAUGAUGACUGAAAUGAAUAAGCAAUCUACUCCAAAAGCAGGAAUUGAACAAAUGCUAAAAAGCCAUUCAAGGCACAACUCAAACGUUCUGCAUUCUAUCUAUAAAGAUAGCCCAAGAUAUAAUCAAUAUACAAAGUUUUUUCCUGAAGAAACGAGUAAUCAGUCCAGCAUAUUAGGAGUAAACGUCAGAAAAGAGCCAACAGCUUUAGAAAACCUAGGGAUCCUUGAUGAGCUCAUGUCUGGGAAGUGGAUUGAUGAAGCCCCAGAAAAGAAAUCGAUCAAAAGAGCUGUUGAUAAAUUAAAAACCGUCAAUUUCGCCUUAAGAACUAUGAGAUCUAUGACGAGAGAUAUGACUAAUCGAGAGGUAAAUAAUGAGACAAUUCAAGAAGAAUCUGGCAGAAAUAGAUCUGACACCAUAACAAAUCAAGAAAAAAUACCUGAAGAAAUAGCGUCAAAUUUAAGCGAGCAAAACGUCAUCGCUGAAGAAGACGAAAAAGAAGACGACAUUGUUUCUGAGCUGAAAAAUAUCGUCAAUCUAAGCGAGCAUACUGAAAUAAACAGAACACGACUUACUCCUCCCCCUUUCAUUGGAACAACUAUCGGCAAAUUUUCUAUUUUUUUUGGGUUCUUUAAAUCUCUUUAAAUUUGAAUAUUUUUUUUAAUAUGAAAAUUUUGAAUUAUUUCUUGAUGAAAUAAUUUAAAUCAAAAUAUUGCACUCAAUUUAUUCUAAAAAUUUUAUAGAUUUUUAUUUAUAUUAUAAGAACAUAAUAGAAAAAAAAUUAAAUAUAAAAAAUCCCUUUAUAUUGGAUCAGGAUUUUUUUUUUCCAAUUUAAGGAUGGGAUUUAGGAUGAAUUAUAAUAAAAAUAAAGCAAUCAGUAAUGUUCUAGGAAGGCAACGUCAUUAA